AUGCCAGGAGACAAUCAAGCAAAAGGCAGAAAGGCCCAGGAGGCAGAGGCGUUUCCUUGGAGUACUGAGAACCUUCCAAACAAGCUAUUCAUAAACAACGAGUACGUCGAAGCCAAGAGCGGCCAAAGGCUCAAAGUCGUCAAUCCAAAAAACGAAUCCUUGGUCUCCAGCGAGGUGCCACUCGCCGGUGAAGAAGAUGUCGAAAGGGCUGUGGAGGCAGCGGAGGCCGCAUUCCCCGCCUGGCGCCAGACUACGGCGACUGCGCGUCGUGAAUGCCUAUUGAAGCUGGCGGAUCUCAUGGAGAAACACCAAGCUACCUUGAUUGCCCUCACUAGGUUGACCCUGGGCAUGCCAGUGCAACCCUUUGGUGGCAUGGAGCUAGGUAUGGCUAUCAAUGCGUUCCGUUAUUUCGCUGGGUGGACGGACAAACUCGCGGGAGAAUCUUUCCCACAGGACGACGGUUUCCUUAAGAUCAUUCGGCACGAACCGCUGGGAGUUACUGCUGGAAUUGUGCCCUGGAACGGCCCGAUGGGCAUGACGGGACAAAAGGCCGGCCCGGCCCUAGCUACUGGCAACUGCUUUAUUCUCAAGCCGUCUGAGAAGACUCCUUUGGCGUCUCUAGCUCUCGGAGCGCUUAUUAAAGAGGCUGGCUUUCCUCCUGGUGUCUUCCAAGUCUUAUCUGGCGAUGGUUCAACAGGCGCCCUGCUUGCUAGUCAUUUGAGGGUUAAAAAGGUAUCCUUUACUGGCUCUACUCUGACAGGCCGCAAGAUCCAGCAGAUGGCCGCACAGAGUAACUUAAAGCGGGUUACUCUAGAGCUAGGUGGAAAAAGCCCGGCUAUUAUCUUCAACGAUGCCGAUAUUGAUAACGCAGUUACUUGGUGCGUCAAUUGUAUCACGGCAAACUCGGGACAGGCUUGCUUCGCGGCUAGUCGCGUCUAUGUGCAAGAAGGAAUCUAUGAUAAAUUUGCUGCCAAGUAUGAAGCCCUCAUGGUGGAGAGAGCAUCUACAAUGGGAGACCCGGAUGUACCCGGAACGCUUGUUGGUCCUGUUGUUGAUGUGCUUCAGUUUGAGAGGAUCAAGGGCUUUCUCGAGACUGGGAGGAAGGAGGGUAAGGUUCUGACGGGAGGAGAGGCAGCUCAGGGGCCGGGCUACUUCAUCAAACCUACUAUCUUCGAGGACGUUCACAAGGACGCCGAAGUCGUCCGUAAGGAGAUCUUUGGACCUGUGGCGGUUCUCAACAAAUUCAGCACCGAGGAGGAGAUUAUCGACCUCGCCAAUGAUUCCAACUAUGGCCUGAUGGCGGGUAUCUUUACUCAGGAUGUCAACCGCGCUAUGCGCCUGGCAAGCUUGAUAGAUUCUGGGAAUGUCGGUAUUAACUGCAUCAGUAUGGUCUUUAUUAACGCCCCGUUCGGCGGCACCAAAGAGAGCGGGAUUGGUCGGGAGAACGGCAGAGACGCGCUGCUCGCGUUCACCGAGCCCAAGACCGUGUUCAUCAACUUGACUUAUUAG
This is a messenger RNA of Fusarium odoratissimum NRRL 54006, 1509 nucleotides long. RefSeq lists its product as uncharacterized. The coding region runs from base 1 to 1509 and encodes 502 amino acids. NCBI's taxonomy places the organism in Eukaryota, Fungi, Ascomycota, Sordariomycetes, Hypocreales, Nectriaceae. Gene Ontology annotation, molecular function: aldehyde dehydrogenase (NAD+) activity. The transcript is spliced from 3 exons. The record is from RefSeq and is a predicted model, not a curated record.